AUGCUUCCUAUAUUAAGCUCCAUGUUUUCAGGGAAACUAUUCAAAUCUGAGGAACAUAGCUCAAGGGUUGGUUCCUCUGCCAACUCUCCUACCAAAAAUAGUUUCGAAUUCAACUAGUUCAGGCAAAAUUCUUAAGAAAGAUAAAUUAUGCGCCAGCCUUUAGGGAACAAAAAUGAUUCAAACUAGCAUAGUUAAAUAAAAAGAAUGGUCUCUAACGUUCUUGAUUAUCAAAAUGUCUUCAAACCUGCAUAACCCAAAAAUGAUUAAGAAGAAUUAUGCAGCAGUUCUAUUGAUUUAACAGUUUUAAGGUAAAAGUUUAAUGGAAUGCAGAAACUAGCAGUUCUUGUCUAUAUAUUCAUACCACUUUUUAUGAGCAAGACUCUUCUAAGUCUGUAAUCAAAUUAUCAAGACAUUGAUCUUUAAAGGGAUAUAUUCGGAGUAACCUAAAUGCUAUUAUGGACAUUAGGAUUACUUACCUAUUUCACCAUAAUUUCUUAUAACUUUAUGCAAUCAAUGCCAAUGAAAAAGCUAAGAUUGAUCACAGCUAAAUACACCAAUGAUACUCCAUUAUUUAAUCAUACACUCCAGAAAUUAUGUCGAAUAGUUGAGGUUUAUAUCUUGAGAAAAAAGCCAUGUACUAGAAGGAGAUCGUAACCGAUUAUUAGUGAUCAGUAUUUUUGCUAAAAAAGAAGACCAGCCUAGCACAGUCUAAGUUUCAAGGCUGAGAGAAAUUUACAGCAAAGAAUUCCAGAUGCCUCUUGCAAUCAAAAAUAGAGCUCAAUGACUAUAAAUCCUAUCUAGAUAGAAAAGCUUGAAGAUGAUAAAAAUUAUGAUAGAUUUGAUUUAAUAAAAGGAGGAUCUGAAGUGGCUAAGCAAAAAAGCACUGGCAAUAUAAGUCAGAAAGUUAGAACUUAAGAAGAUAAUAUAAAAGCUUACUUUGAAAUGAGUAAACCUACAAUUGAACAUCAAGAUUAGUAAUAUACACAAUCUUAUGGUAAUCAAGUAACAUUUUAAAGAAGAUAAACAUACUUUAAAGGAAAAGACAUUAGUAAUAAAGAAAAUAAAAAAACUAAUGCCACCAAUAAUAAUGACAUUAACCAAAAUUUAAAUGCUCAGAAUCCCAAUCCUCAAUAGCAAUAUGAUGACUUUAAUUCAUUUAGUUCCCUUGCAAUUAACUCAAUGAUGAUGAAACAAGAAUUGAAUACUUUGCAAACUAAAAGAUAUUAAGGAAGCCCCAAUGGUAGAUUUAUUGAUGAGAGAAUAACAGAAAAGAAUGAGGAUGAUGACUAGUCUGAUUUAUCACUCAGCCAAGAAUCUGAUUAUGAUUAGAUGGAAAUCCUUGACUAAAUCAAGUAUGAAAAUGGUCAAUACAAGAUUCAAGUCAAUGAUAAAACUAUCUAAGGAUUAAGCCCAUUUACGAAAUCGUCUAAUAGUCCAUAAUUCAAUAUUUCAGUUAAUUCUACGACAAAUAUAAAUUUAAACACAAAUAGCUUUGGGACUAAUAAUACUCGUGAUAACACAAGUGAAAUUGCAUAAUCAAAAAACCGAAAGAGAAUAUAGCUUAAAGAUUUGCAAAGAUUCCACUCUCAAGAUCAUAGCGAAUCUAUUAUACAAUCUCAAAAUAAGCUUGCUUAAAAACUAAUCGUUAAAGAAAGAAGACAAUCUAAUCUUGCUAAAUCAGUACCUGAAUUAUUCUAACCCAUAGUAAAGAACUCUUUACCAUUGCAACAGUCUAAUGAAUCAUCAAGUAUGGGUAAGAAUAACCAAUUCUUAGUUAUCAAUCAUAAUGAGCAAGAUUAAGACUCCAAUAGAAGCUCUAAAAUGAGCUCAUCUCCGACAUUUACUUUAUUUUCCAAUAAAAAUAAUGAUUAAUUCGACUCUAAUUUCUUUAUAAAAAAGACCAACAGUGAAUAGCAUACACUAUAAAGGUAGAAAACAAAUUUUAAAGUAAUAGAUAUAGAGAUGGGAGAACUUUACUUGAAAUUCAACAAAUUUAGUUGUCUCUAUCUAUUUGGAUUCUACAUGUUUUUUAUUCAGUACAGAGAGUACUAUCUCCAAAUGCCAUUUGUUUUUUAGCUCGCAUUCUACACACUUCAGGGCUAUAUAUCAGAUUGCAUUAUUAUCAACCAAAAGAUUAAAAAAGUGUACAUGGUUGCAAUAUUUUCAUCAUUCUAAUUUUAGCCUAGCAUAACCUAUUCAUUCAAUAUAGAAAAAGUAGUUCAUGUCAUCGUUAAUUCCUUAUUCUUAUUUAUGACUUGUCAAGGAAUUAAUAAUAACCAUAAGGAAAUCAGCUAGAGAUAAAUGACAAAUGAAAAAUUAGAUUAGAUAAUUAAGAGUGACUAGCAUCUAAAAAAUCUUGUCUAACUAAUACCAUAUGGAAUAGCAGUUCUAAAUUUGGAAGAUGUUUCUCAUUUCAAUCAUCCAUUUGGAAAGGUUUUAGGGGUUAAAAAUUAAAAAUAAGUAAUUUAGGCUUUAACAAAAUUUUAAAGAAAAAUAAAGGAGGAAGAUCAAAUCCCAAGCCAAAAUCAUGCAAGACUUGAUGUAAAUGAUCAUAAUCCAAGAAUGCUCAAGAAUAAAAAACUAAGUGUUUCCAAUUUAAAAGAGGAUUUAGAGUAUAUUCUAAAAAAUAAAGAGAUAGCUUUUAAGGAGGCUAAUAAUAUCUUCGAUAUAUAUUACAUCGAUAAGGAUGAAGGGUAGAGAUUAAGUUCUGCUCGAGGCAAUUUAACUACACCUAACUAACCUUCAUCAAUCGAUGUUCAUUAAAAUAACUAAGCUUAAAAGAUUUAUAGUAUCUCAAUAUCGCCAAUAACCUGGGGAGAUAAAGAAUGUUUGCUAUUGACUGUCAAAGAUAUCACACAUGAAAAAAUUAUUGAUCAGAAAUAAUUAAUGGAUAGACUCAAAAACAUGAUUUUUAAAAGCUUUUCUCAUGAACUAAAGACUCCAUUAAAUGGAAUAAUAAUAAGUUUAGAAACAUCCAAUCAUAUAUCUAAGCAAGUAAUGAGUAAAUUAAGACGAGAUAAGCCUAAAGGUAAUAUAUAGAUAGAUGAUAUUUAAAAAAGUAGCAAAUCUCUCAGAUAACAAUUAAAGAUAAUCGAAUCAUGCUCAUAUGUACUUAAAAACAUUAUGCAUGAUUUCUUUGACUAUCAUUAGUUGCAGACUAAUGAACUAAGCCUGAAUGUAAAGGAAUUCGAUUUGAAAACAUGUAUUAAAGACAUUACGAGAAUAGUGAAGCAUUAAAUUAAGUUUGACAAAGUAAAGUUCAAGAGUAGCAUUACCUACCAGAACAAAAAUGGAUUUAUACAAGAUAAUAUUUAGCAUAAUAUCCGAAUGACUUGUGAUAAGGACAGGUUACAGCAAAUAUUAUUGAAUUUACUCAUGAAUUCAAUUAAAUUUACUAACAAGGGGUUCAUUGAACUCUAGGUAUAUGUGAAACAUUUAGCCACACCUUAAAUGAUAUAAUUUAAAGUUAGAGAUAGUGGUAUUGGUAUAGAAUCUGAGAGAUUACCCUACAUCUUCAACUUAUUUGAGAAGAAUGAAAACUCUAAUUUCCAAUAAUACUUGAAAUCUAAAAGUAAAUCAGCAAGAAUGGGGUUACCAAUAAGCUAAAAUUUAUGUAAUAUGAUGGGAGGCCACAUUGUUGUUAAAUCUUUGGUAGGUUAAGGAUCAACUUUUACCUUUCAUAUACCGCUGAUUCCCCACAAUUAAGCAUCAUCUUUCUAAUUUCUCUCAAACAAUGAAUCCUAUAGUUUUGAUAAUCAAUUCAAAAGUAAUGAAGAGAAUAACCAAAAUUCUAUAAUGUCCAGGACUGACAAUUCGCCAAAUAAUCUCAUUAACGUUGAAAAUCUUGACCAAGACAGAAAUCGUUUACUUUAAGAAUUAACAAUACAAACUAAGCAGUAAUCAGCAAUUUCCAGGAAGAGAGAUUAAGAUGAAAUAUCUUCAGAGGGAGGUGAUGAAGAUUACAGAGCAGAUUUUAUUGAUGAAGACUUUUAAAAGCACAGUUCAAAAGAUUUAAUCUGGGAGACCAGUCAAAAACUAGGCUAAUUUGAGUUGGUUUUUAACUCUCCUAACCAGAAAAAUUUCAAGAUUCAGUAAGAACUUUAGAGCAAUAUGAAUGCAAAUCUUCUUUAUUAUGAUGAGGAAGAAAAAUCUACACCAAAACUUAAUCAUUACGUAGACUAAUUUGGAUUAAAUGAUAAAUCUACCUUCUCUCCAAAUAGAAUAAAACAGAUAAAAAGCAAUGAUGUUCAAAGAUUUUCUAGCAUUUCUAACAUAGGUCAAUUCCUAAAACACAAUCUUAAAGAUGUCAACCAAGAGGAAGAAAAAUCAGAGGAUUCUUAUGAAAAAAGUAAUAGUGAAUCAUUAACAAGUGAGUAAUUGAAAGAGAACUAGGACUAGAAUUAAGAUUAGGAGAGAAUUGAUAGAGUCUCUAGUUUGAUUAAUUCUCGAGACUUUAAUUUCAGUUUUCAACAUAAUCUUGGUGACUCUCACAAACAGUCAUAGAUAUCGUCAACUACAUCCUUCGCUAAAAAUAGAGUGAGUUCACUUGGCUUUGUAGACUGUAUAUCUAGUGAAGAUGGGACUAGGAAAAAUUCUAAUAAAGGUGUAAUAAGACAUGGACAGAGUUUUUCUAUUAGGAGAGAUAGUGUUAUGGACAAGGAAUUUAGACCCAUCUUUAAAAAAGAAGGAAGCUAAAAGGACUAUUUAAUGCCACUGCAUUCUUAUAUAAGGAAAGUUGAGACAAACUUAGUUAGUAGAUCUUUCAACUCAAGUUUUGUUUGUAAUAAAAAGAUGUCAAAUAAAUGUAUUCUUGAUUCAAUAGGACUUAAAAACUAGAAUCAAGAUUUGGCGUUGAUGAAUUAAAAUGAGAGAUUAAGUUAAUCGUAGAUUAUUGAGGAACCGUUAGAUUGCAUACUCGAUUCUGAAAGUUCUUAGGCAAUAAUGUUUGAUCCUCUUUUGAGGACUUUGGAAGUGAAGAAUGAGAAAAAUCCAUUCAAUGCUUUGAAUGGCUUGGCUGAUUCAAAAUAUUUAACAAAUUAUGUAAAGAAUUCAGAUAGAAAAGGAAAUAAAAAAUAUUCAACGAGGAAGCUUGCUCAUUUGAAUGUUAGUCAAGCAGAUAACAUCUAUCCUAUCUAAGACGAUCUAAAUUCUCCAGAAAUGAUAUCUCUUACCCCUCCAAGACAUACAGGCAAUCUUUUUGUAGAAGAAUGUUCUCAUAGAGAAGAUGACUAAAAAUUCUUUGACACAAUUCAUAAGAAUCAAACUGAGGCCCGACCUUCAUCACUGGGAAUAGUAGAUUCUGAAAAUUAAAUUGAAAGAAUAAUAAGUCAGAUCAAUAACACCGAUUAAAGCUAAUGUGAUAUGCGAAAAGACAAAAAGAAACUUAAAUUUAGUGACAAAGAAGAGAUCAAAGAUGGUAGUAGAAGUGAUUAGAUUAUUAACCCAGUUUUGAAAUUUGAGUCCUUACAUAGCUUCGCGGGAAUAGGAUCAUCCGAAAAGAAAUUCAUUGAACCAUAGCAGCAAGUUAUAGAUAAAACUGGUGACAGCAUUCAGUAAAAAUAGUAGAAAAAAGGUGGUAGUAGAAGAAAGCCAUUAAUCUUUUCAUUUCUGCCUAAUGCUUAGUAAUCGAGAGAAGAAGAAUUUAAAUAACCGAUUAAUCCGAGAUAAAAACGAGAAAAGGAGUCUAAGGAAUCGAGAGAUAAAAAGAACAAGCAAGAUAAAUAAGAUGAUUUAUUUAUGUCACCUGUUGCAAAAAGAAAGGUGCUUAAGUAAAAUUUGCAUAUCAAUGCUAAUCAAAAUCAAAGCGAACUUAAUAUGGCUAUAGAAGGAGAGAAUGACUAGCAUUAAUGCCCAUAAAUUUUGAUAGUAGAUGAUGUGUAGAUGAACAGAUUCGCUAUUGAAAAAAUGCUUUUGCUAAUAUUUGGUAUCAAAGUCCUUUAAGCUGAAAACGGUUAGGAAAGCCUUGAAGUACUUAUGAAUUAUUAUCUUAAUAAGGUUUGUGAAUGUGAUGGAAUAAAGAUUAUUUUGAUGGACAUUGAAAUGCCAGUUAUGGACGGCAUAACUGCUACCUAUAAGAUGAGAUAACUAAUGAGAGAAAACCUUGGAAUUCCAGAUAUACCAAUUAUAGCCCUAACAGCAUACUUGGAUGAAAAAGAUAACUGCCUAAGAGCAGGGAUGAGAGAUUUCAUGGUAAAGCCGACAUCUAAAGGCGAGCUUCAAGAAAUGCUCUAAAAAUAUUAGAUUAGAGGUCUCAUAAAUUGA
Molecule: messenger RNA, 6261 nt
Organism: Stylonychia lemnae
Lineage: Eukaryota; Ciliophora; Spirotrichea; Sporadotrichida; Oxytrichidae
Source: the annotation of a GenBank genome assembly